This is a messenger RNA of Dendroctonus ponderosae (mountain pine beetle), 5804 nucleotides long. RefSeq lists its product as uncharacterized. The coding region runs from base 96 to 5723 and encodes 1875 amino acids. Lineage: Eukaryota; Metazoa; Arthropoda; Insecta; Coleoptera; Curculionidae. The transcript has 30 exons. The record is from RefSeq and is a predicted model, not a curated record.
GGGCGAUAAAAACGUUUUUGGUAUAUACUUUAUAGCACUGUGAAACCAAGAUCGAUGCAGCCAGGUGUUUGAACAAGGUGUCCGUGUUUAGAAAAAUGAAGACAUACUUAGCAUGUUUUUUAGUAACCCUAUUGGGCCUAAGUGAAACACGCUUUGCAGAAAAUGCCGCCCUCGAUGAAUGCCUCGCAAAUCAGUCAAUAAAUGUACAACCGAGAUUGAGGAAACAUAUGCCAACCCAAGGUGAAGAUACAGUGGCCAGAGCAGUCAUAGAGAACCCAAGACGUUCGGCAAGUGAAAUGCCCAACCCCAGCAUAAAUAUAUUCACACAGUUCAACAAAACGUUCUUUGUGAUCGGUAACAGCAUUUUUUUGGGAACUAUGCACAAAGAGUUAAGCAUGGAGCCCUAUGGGGACUUUGAGCAUGGAAACCGGAAAAUCUUCAAGAGCUUUGAAUAUGAAAAAACUGGGUUCCUAGCAAUCAGCCACAAAUCGGAUAUAAAAUUCUACUUGUUAUAUGAGAACAGCACAACUCCAGAACUCAUACAGAAACUCUGGAGUCCGUAUAUUUCCGAUGGACGUUUUUUCACCAAUGCUGAUAACUUGUACUUUGUGUUGAGUUCAAACAUAAGCCAUCACAUAGGCCAUUUGACCUUUUAUAAAUGGAUGGGUUCAUACUUUGACCACAUUGAAGAAGUGCAAGCAACAGGGAUAAUCAAAAUUGACAGUUUUCCAUGGAGAUCAUCCGAAAUAUUUAUAGCUGAACGAAAAUUGCCGGGACUUAAGCUUAGGUCAUCAGUCUACGAGUUUAAAUAUGAUAAAGCAACGAAAAUACAGGAGCUAGACACUAACAACCCUUUCCAAAUGAAUAUAUUUAUCCAGAAACAUGUCCCCUAUGUUCUGAUUUAUGAAGAAUCCCACAGACAGCGGCUGUUUAAAUGGACUGGUUUCGAAAUGGUCGCCGUAAAGAAAUUCGAGUGGAAACAUGAAGUCAAUAAUUCAAUGGUUGUUUACAGUAACUCGAUACCAUUAAUUGUGCACCCACAACUGGAGAAAGUAAUGUUCUUCAAGGCUGAAAAUGAAGAUAUCGUGCUUCACCAGACAAAAAGAUACGUAGUGAACUUUUCAAUUAUAUCGGACAUCAACAAAGGCCAAAAUGAAAAAGGCAAUAUAACUUUUAUAGCGGGUUUAAGCGAAGAUUACACGAUAAACAUCUAUGGGAUGUAUGUCGAGGCACACGCUGAAAUGGAGCGAGAACAAGGCGAACCACUAAGGAACUGUUUCAAUAAUUUAGCCGAAAAGGUUUACGAUCCAAGGAGCAAACUAAAUCAAGCAAAUGUUCAUUCAAGUCCCAGAAAAAGACAAACGAAUAUUGAUUCUACAAUUAAUGGUACAGACAUAACUAUUCAGUUUAACAACCUAGAUAAACGACUUAAGCGAGUUAAGGAGCUUAUAAACAACCCCGAAAACUUCCCAAACGAGUUUGUGGUCAACAGUAAAGCAGUUAUCAAAGGCAGCAUUAAGGCAAAAAAUAUAAUUGGCAAUCAUUUGAGGUUUGAUACAAUAAACGGGAAACCCUGGACACCAGAAUUGUGGCUACAGUCGGAUGGGAAGCAAAUUAUAACUGGAGCUGUUUGGAUUAGAAACUUGAAGUCAAAAAUUCUAGUAGCUAAUGGAACAACCGCCAACAUCUUUAAAGAUCUUCUCAGAUCAAAUUCCACUCAAAAAAUAACUGGAAAAUUCAAAAUUAAAAAGUUGGUUGCAUCCGAAAUAAGUGCAAAAACAAUUAAUAAUAUCGAAGUGAACCAAAUUUACAAGAAAAAUGAUUCAGUGAUAAUCAAGGGUGUUAAAUCAUUUAACAAUGUGUCAUCCAAAAACGCAACAGUGAGCAAAAUUAACGGGAAAGAUGCACAGGAUGUUCUUCGAAAGCUGAAUCAACCCAACAAUCUUGUUUUUGCCUCAAAUAUCACUAUAGAAAAACUUGAAGUAGAAACCAUCGACAACAUCACCUGGAACCACUUGAAAGAAACACUGUUUAAGAUUGGAAAGGAUCACACAAUUUUUGGCAAUAUAAGCGGCCCAAAAUUUACAACAACCCACUUGAAAGCAGGCAGAAUAAACGGUGUGGACCCCAAAAAUUUUAUGACUACUUCUACUGAUCAAAUAAUCAACUCUACGAUCCAGUUCAACAAUAUUCAGGCAUUCAAGCUGGAUUCUAAGCUGAUAAAUGGUCAGAAUCCGGCAAAUUUUGCGCACAUUGACCAGAAUGUAACUGUUAAGGGUCCUGUGAAAAUUCAAAACAUAGCAGUUGAAAAUAAUUUGAUUAUCCGUGAUAAGGAUAACAGUUUUACCAAUAAAACUGAAUUGCAUCAGCGAUACCACGGCAAAAUUACUGUUCACGGAAAUCUAUACGUGAAUAACUUUUCAAUUUCACCCAACACCACCGUGACUCUUAAUGGAAACACAUUCCCAAUGGAAGCCUUAAACCAAUAUUGGACCAAAGAUGGCAAUCAAACCAUACCCACGCAACUUGAAGCCCAAAAAGGAAUAACAGUUCCUCAUUUGCAAACUAAAUAUCUGAACAACGUUCCCAUGGAACGUUUUGCGGUGAAUAGCAACAAAACCCAAAUCAAAGGCCCGUUGGUGUUCAAAAACGCUACAGUUUACGGAAAUGUCGUUCUGCACAAAACUGCAAUCACUCAGUCAUUUAAUCUCUCGAAACUCGCGUUUGAAGCUGUAAAAAAUGACGGGAAACCAUAUCAUAUUAAAGGCAAGAAGACUUUCCGUAACACUCUGGUGGCAAACCGUUUGUCAAGUCCUGCAAAUGUAACUCUAUAUACCAACCAAUUGUCGGGCAUCAACAAGUUUAAAAGAGUCACUGUUGAAGGUGAUGUAGUUGGAAACGUUCAUACAGAGCUAAUCAAUAACAUAAAUAUCACCAAAUUAAUGGAAAAUGUACUAUCUUUGGAUAGAUCUCAAAACUUAAGUCACAUGGCAUUUAAAAGAGUGGCCGUUGAGAAUUUACGCGUCGAAAGGAUUAAUGGAAUUAAUGUAACUAAGUACAUGACUAUUUUGGAAGGUUUGCUAAAGAGCAAACACUUCAAGCAAAUCAACAUAAAAGGAAAUGUAACGCUGCAGCAAAUUCAAGACCUGAAGACCAUAAAUGCGCAUGAUAUCCGCCAAUUGCUUGAAAAGCAGCAAUCUGAAAUCAACCAAGAAGUCACCUUUCUAGGUGAUGUCAAGUUUUCAGGCAAAGCAAACAUAACAAAUCUGAAAACUCGCAUAAUAAAUGGAAUCGACUUUCUUAAUUUAACCAGAAGACAUUUCCAUAAAAUCUCCAAUCAAACCGUUUCUGGAAAAUACACUUUUACCACCCUAAAAACUAACCAAUUAUAUACCAAACGGAUCAACGAUAUGAAUGUAGAGAAUCUUAUUGACAUAUCGUCGAAAAAACCUCAGCGACUUUCGGCCCCACUGGGUAUAAUACUGAAAAAUGCCACUUUCAAAAAAUCGAUCAAAUCUAACGAUAUGUGGCCAUGUGAUAUACAUAAAGCAAUGGACAAUAUUCGCUACCCUCAAACACAAGAAUGGAAUUCGGUUGAAAUUAUCGGAAAUGUUUCUUUCCUAGACAAAACUUGUGAUUUGAUGCGAAUUAUUGAAAAGAGUGUUAAAAAAACCAAACGAAAUAUCAUUCUCGCCCCAGUACACAUUACAGAACAUGUUCUGGCUGAUCACGUCCGAAUAGAAAACCUGUUGAGCAACAUUAAUCUAACAGAUCUAAUCAACGACGUGGUGUUGGCGGAUUCAGACGAAGAACAGAUAAUAACUGGCCAUAAAACAUUUAGCAAUCAUAUAAGUGCUGAUUAUGUAACUAUAACGGAAAACGCCGAUAUCCCUUUCGUUAACCGUGUGUACAUACCAGAACUUUAUCGAAGAAUUAUUCGAAAAGAUGAAAUUAAUAACGUUACAAUUUUGGGACGUAAAACGUUCUUUGCAGGACUGCAGGCUGACAGAGUGUUUGUUGAUAAUGUUGGCCAACUGAAACCAGAAAACAUUGUAACUUUGGCUAAUUUACGUGAAAUUCCCAAUGCCAUAUUUGACGCCAUAGAAAUCACUAAUGAUCUAAAUGUUGAAUUUAUUAACAACUAUAACAUCAGCGAUGUUUUGGCCAAUAGAGUGUUGAUCAACACUACGAAAAAACAGAUUGUACACUCAGUCUGCUACUUCGAUGAUUUGGAAGUAUCAGGUGAUCUAACAACACCAGUCAUCAACAACGUAAACCUUAAAGAUGUGGUAUUCGAUAUUGGCGAGCAGAAAAUAAAUUCCUUGAAGAAGUUUCAACAGGAUAUUAUGAUCUUCGGAAACCUCGCUACUGAGAAUAUUAACGGCAUUAACAUCACAGAAGCCUACAAAAAUGCAGUAUUGCCUGGAAGCAGUGACAUCGUUGUUGGAUCCAUUACGCGCCAAAAGUCAGAGAAAUUUAUUGGCAAUAUUGAUGCGGUACCCGAAAAUACCAAAGAAAUAAUGAAUAACCCAGCUAACAAUACUGAAAAACUAAAGAUUCUCGCUAUGAGUCCCGAGAUCAAAUCCAUCAUUGAAGAAUCCUUGCCCAAAGUGAAACAUAUGCCGAAGGAAUUAAUGUAUAUUGAAAAAUCGGAAGAUCUUCAAAUUGGAAUCCAAAAUGCGAUCGAUGCUAGAGUGACAAAAAUUAAAGACUACACUCUAAUUUAUAUCAUUAGUGAAGAAUCGCAUGAUCAAUGCAGUUUGCCCGAAGGAUGCAAGUGUCUGAUUCAGCAUACAUUGGAGGUAUCCCCUCAUCUUUCAGUAGCCCUAAUUUCGAGUGAAGCACGCCAGAGGACUUAUAGUUACGAUACUGAUACUCUCACUAUACACGUACAAACUAGCAGUAUCAGCACUGAUAAGCGUUGCAGAGCUAAUAGCACUGAUGAUAUUUCAACUCUGCAUUGGAGCACAAGAAGCAGCAAUAUCAGCGAUACAACUAAUACUUAUCCAGUCAUGUUUACCGGAUAUCUGAGAGCAGUUGAGUUCUUUACUCUAGGUGGAACUACUUAUGCUGUCCUAGCGCUAUAUUACGACCCAAUCACCGAUACUCACGACUUAAAUUGUACAAUAAUUCGUUUCAAAGAUGAUAAGACAAGUGCCUCAGAAAUUCAACAAAUCGAAACCCAUCGAGCCUCGACUUUGCAUAUACUACACACUGCUCAGGGCGUCAUUAUGAUCAUCGGAAACGUGGCCGAUCAGUCGUAUACGAAAAUAUAUAAGUUUAAUGAUGACCUUCAAAAGUUUGAACUUUUGAGAAGCCUUUCUUUCGGCUGCACCAAGGCAGUGGGCGUAGUGCUGCGUACGGACAGUUUAAUAAUCUUAGCCAAUGAAGAUGCGUCCUUGCAAGUUCUGAGAUACCAUCCGAAUUUUAAUAACUAUUACUUCUACCAAGCGCUUCAAGUUGCGGAACCUGUACUUGGCAUAUCCGUGUUUUAUAUUGGAGAUUUUGGUACAAGUGAUGCAUAUCUUUGCAUUAUAACCGAGGACAAUUACCGAAUAUACUCAUUCCAAUACAUCGACGGUUGGAAACUUGAAUCAAGAGGGUUAAUUAGAGGCCUUAGAAACUUGAUACCAGUCGAGAUUGAACAUCAGCUCUAUCUAUUUGCAGCCUCAACUAAGCAAAGUUCUUUGCUGAAGGUUGCUCAAUUCGGCGCUUUACGUUAAAACACAACUUUUCCAUAAAACUUUUUAGUGUUUAUUUGUUAAAUAUGUUUAUUUAUUUCGUUAAUUAAAGUCUUUGUUUAC